This is a messenger RNA of Corylus avellana, 2403 nucleotides long. RefSeq names its product Small GTP-binding protein. Gene Ontology annotation, biological process: positive regulation of translation. Gene Ontology annotation, molecular function: ribosome binding; GTPase activity; GTP binding. NCBI's taxonomy places the organism in Eukaryota, Viridiplantae, Streptophyta, Magnoliopsida, Fagales, Betulaceae. The record is from RefSeq and is a predicted model, not a curated record.
AAGUGGUGAAAAUUGUAAUGGCCGCAGGCCUCUGUUCUCGCGCGCUCCUCUUAUCCACUAACAACACUCAACAGCAACACCAUUGCUGCCAAACCUUUAGCUUUAGAACAAGAAGAAGAAGCAGAAGUAGAAGCACCUUGGACUUGUCUGCGCUACCACUUCCUCUCUCUACCAGACUCCCUCUUUCUCGGCCGGCGAGGUUCCGAGUCCUUUGCCAGUCACCAGGCCUCUCCGGCCCGGACCUCGCCGUCCAAGACGGCCAAGAUCGCCUUCUCAAGGUCCCUGUGUCUAACAUCAGGAAUUUCAGCAUCAUUGCGCACAUAGACCAUGGGAAAUCGACUUUGGCGGAUAAACUGCUCCAAGUGACCGGAACUGUACAGAAGCGGGAGAUGAAGGAACAGUUUCUUGAUAACAUGGAUUUGGAGAGGGAGAGAGGCAUCACUAUCAAACUACAGGCUGCUCGAAUGCGUUAUAUCUUUAAAAGUGAACCAUAUUGCCUGAAUCUAAUUGAUACACCAGGGCAUGUAGACUUCUCUUAUGAGGUUUCUCGGUCUCUUGCUGCAUGUGAGGGAGCUCUCCUUGUUGUAGAUGCUUCUCAGGGAGUUGAAGCACAAACACUAGCUAAUGUUUACUUGGCCUUGGAAAACAACCUAGAAAUCAUCCCUGUUUUGAACAAAAUAGAUCUCCCAGGUGCUGAACCAGAUCGUGUUGUCCGGGAGAUUGAAGAGGUUGUUGGGUUAGAUUGUAGCAGUGCCAUAUUCUGCUCUGCUAAGGAGGGAAUUGGUAUAACUGAAAUUCUCAAUGCGAUUGUUGAACGGAUUCCCCCACCCAAGGAUACUGCUGAAAGGCCAUUGAGGGCUUUAAUAUUUGACAGUUACUAUGAUCCAUACAGAGGCGUUAUAGUAUAUUUUCGAGUCAUUGAUGGGACUGUAAAGAAAGGUGACCGAAUUUAUUUUAUGGCCAGUGGGAAGGAUUAUUUUGCUGAUGAAAUUGGAGUUUUAUCUCCCAAUCAGUUGCAAGUUGGAAAACUGUUUGCCGGGGAGGUAGGCUAUCUUUCAGCUUCUAUAAGAUCAGUGGCCGAUGCUAGGGUGGGUGACACAAUUACACACUACAGUAGAAAGGCAGAAAAAUCACUGCCUGGAUAUGAGGAAGCCACUCCUAUGGUGUUCUGCGGCCUGUUUCCUGUUGAUGCAGACCAGUUUCCUGAGUUACGUGAUGCACUUGAGAAACUGCAACUUAACGAUGCUGCAUUGAAGUUUGAGCCAGAGACCUCAAGUGCCAUGGGUUUUGGCUUUAGAUGUGGGUUCUUGGGUCUUCUCCACAUGGAAAUAGUUCAGGAGAGGCUUGAGAGGGAAUACAAUUUGAACCUGAUUACUACAGCUCCAAGUGUUGUAUAUAGAGUGAAUUGUGUAAAUGGUGAUACUGUCGAGUGCUCAAAUCCAUGUUUACUUCCUGAACCUGGAAAAAGGAGGUCUAUUGAGGAGCCAUAUGUUAAGAUUGAGAUGCUUACGCCAAAAGACUAUAUUGGUCCACUUAUGGAGCUCGCUCAAGACAGAAGGGGAGUGUUUAAAGAAAUGAAAUAUAUUACAGAGAAUAGAGCAUCCAUCACCUAUGAAUUACCUCUCGCAGAGAUGGUUGGUGAUUUCUUUGACCAGCUGAAGUCCAGAAGUAAGGGUUAUGCUAGCAUGGAAUAUACCUUUCUCGGGUACAAGGAAAGUGAAUUAUUAAAACUUGACAUUCAGAUUAAUGGUGAUCAUGUGGAACCAUUGGCAACUAUUGUGCACAGAGAUAAGGCAUAUCCUGUGGGUAGAGCUUUGACGCAAAAGCUGAAGGAGCUUAUACCCAGACAAAUGUUUAAAAUACCCAUUCAAGCAUGCAUAGGUGCAAAAGUGAUUGCUAGUGAAUCUUUAUCGGCUAUUAGGAAGGAUGUUUUAUCUAAAUGCUAUGGUGGGGAUAUUACAAGGAAAAAGAAACUGCUUAAAAAACAGGCUGAAGGGAAGAAAAGAAUGAAGGCAAUCGGUAAAGUUGAUGUACCUCAAGAAGCCUUCAUGGCUGUGUUGAAACUUGAAAAGGAGGUAUUAUGAUAUCAUAUUUCUUUGUAGUUUCGUAAGAUUAUAGUGAAGUUCUAGUAAUUGUGGGAAAUAUGAGAUGCUCUUGGUUUUUGUUUCAUAGGGUCAGUUUAGGCCCACAUUUUAUACUCUCUUUUCUUGUUUUUUUGUUUUGAAAGUAACAUUUUGAUAGGGGAGUGGGUCACCUGUUGGGAGCCUCUCAUUUCCUCCAAUUAUUUGUAUACAGAUUAGUGUAUUCAGAUUUAUGCCACGAUGCUUAAUAGCAAUCUAAGGGUUCAUGAAAAAAAAAAAAUGGGAAAAAAUAAAUUUAGUUUCUAGGUUUUUAUUUUGACAA